Contarinia nasturtii (swede midge) is the source of this 471-nucleotide messenger RNA. RefSeq names its product MICOS complex subunit Mic10-like. The record is from RefSeq and is a predicted model, not a curated record. The transcript is spliced from 2 exons. The coding region runs from base 130 to 363 and encodes 77 amino acids. Lineage: Eukaryota; Metazoa; Arthropoda; Insecta; Diptera; Cecidomyiidae. Gene Ontology annotation, cellular component: mitochondrial inner membrane; MICOS complex; mitochondrion.
GUAAUGAAAUGUGAGCACGACUCAUCUGUCAACGAAGUGCAGGCGAAAAGACUCUGUCGAACAUCAAACAUUUUGUCAACUAAAUAAAAUUUAUUUCCAAUAAAACCAAUAGAAAACACUGCAGAAGAUAUGGCAACGGUAACUGCAGGAGGCUCAUACUCGGAAGAUCAAUUGGCAAAGAAAGUUGACCGUUGUGUUACAGACACAUUAGUCAAAGCUGGUGGAGGUUUUCUAAUUGGUUCGCUAGUAUCGUUGUUGUUCUUCAAGCGAAGAGCUUUCCCACUUUGGCUCGGCACAGGAUUCGGAUUUGGUGUUGGAUACAGAAACUGCGAAACUGCAUUGAAUUCCAAAGAAAAGUUCUAAUCAUCUCUUCUUGAAACCAAUCAAACUCAUUGAAAUGAGAACUAAUAAAAAAAUAUGAUUAGGAAAAUGAAACUAUAAACGAAUAAAACAUCAAAUUGAUAUAAUCAA